CCAGAGUAAUGAUAUUCAAAGUGAAAAUCCUUGGCUAUAUAUAGAACUUGACCCAAAACAAUAUGAAGAGUUAUUUUAUUUAUUAUCAGAUAUGAGUAAUGAAAUUAAUGAGGAACUUACUAAUUAUCUUUCGACUAUUUUAGGUGAGCUUUGCAUUGAGAAAAAUCAAGAAACGAAUAUAAUCGAUGAAUUGGUUCAUCAGCAAAGUCAAAUAGGACAUAUGAAAAAAUGUCUAGUUUGCCAGAUCUCUAAUAUUGAUAAUAAGAAACAAGUUUGUCCUAAAUGCAAAAAUAAAUUAUCAACACUUGCUAAAAUAGUCGACGAACAAUCUAAGAUCGUAAAUGCUACUAAAAAAUCAUCCAUUUCUCCUUACAUAUUUAAACAACGAUCAAUUCUGGAAAGAUACUCUGAAAGUAAAGCCAAUGAGCCUUGUACACAUCCCAGUUUUAUUGCUGAAUCACGUCAAUUCCAGGUUCAGAUAAGAAAAGCUCAAUUUGUAAAUCCAAAUGCUGAUAAUCGUAUUUUUCAAAAUCUAGGUAGAGAAUUGACAUUAAGCAAACAAAUGAUAAGAUUUAGUGAAAUCGCGAGUAUGAAAAGAAAUGAAUUUAUUAAAGCAACAUUAAUUAAAAAAACACUUUUAGGCAUUUGGUAUCCAAUUCUCAUAACAUGUGAUGAGGCAGAACUUCAAAAAAGCAAAGGCUCUUUAAAAAAAUCAGAAAUUUUAUCUAUUAUUAUCUCUUUAAUUCCUUCUUUAGGUGAUUUAGAUCGAUCGCGCUUUCAUGGUUUAUUAAAUAAGUCCUGUAAAGAAUUAGUAAAUAUUCUUCAAGAAGUCAAAAAUAUAUUAGCUGAAAAUAAUAUUAGUGUUAGUGAAGAAUAA
Dentiscutata heterogama is the source of this 877-nucleotide messenger RNA. The record is from the annotation of a GenBank genome assembly. Lineage: Eukaryota; Fungi; Glomeromycota; Glomeromycetes; Diversisporales; Gigasporaceae.